AUGCCAACCUGUGUCAAUCCCACACCAACCUGUGUCACCUGGUCACCCCAUACCAACCUGUGCUCAACCUGUGCCAAUCCCUGUGUCAACUCCACACCAACCCGUGUCAAUCCCAUACCAACCUGUGCCAACCUGCCAACCUGCGUCACCCUGCGUCAUCCCACACCAACCUGCGUCAACCCAGUGUCAUCCCACACCACCCCUGUCACCCCAUACCAACCCUGCGUCACCCCACACCAUCCUCACUGUGCCCAACCCUGUGUCAUCCCCAUACCAACCCAUCCCGUCAACCCUGGUCCACCCCACACCACCCUGUGUCAUCCCCAUACCAUCCCUGUGUCAACCCCAGGCCACCCCUGUGUCAAUCCCUGCGUCAACCCCACACCAACCUGUCAAUCCCCGGGCCAACCCAUACCAACCUGCGUCAACUCCACACCAACCUGUGUCAACCCCACACCAUCCUGUGUCAACCUGUGUGUCAUCCCUGCCAAUCCCCACACCAACUCCCCAGUGCCAAUCCCACACCAACUCCCUGUGUCAACCCUGCCAUCCUGCCAAUCCUGUGUCCCCACAACCAACCUGUGCCAACCUGCGUCAAUCCCGGUUCAAUCCCACACCAACCUGUGUCAUCCCUGUCAUCCUGCGCCACCCUAUACUCACCCCCAGGUUAACUCCCUGCUCCCUGUGCCAUCCUGUACCAAUCCCCGUGUCACCCCAUAUACCAACCCCGUGCCAUCCCCAUACCCCAACCCUGUGUCACCCCUGUGUCACCCUGUGUCAUCCCACACCAACCUGUACAACCCUGUGUCAACCCCACACCAACCUGCUAGUGUCAACUUACACCAACCUGCGUCAAUCCCACACCAACCCUGCGUCAAUCCCCAGUGUCAACCUGUGUCAUCCCCACACAACCUGCUGUGUCAUCCCCACACCAACCUCAGGUCAACUCCACACCAACCCUGUGUCAUCCUCACACCAACCUGUGUCAAUCCUGUGUCAUCCCAUACCAACCUGCGUUACCCCGUGCCACCCCAUACCACCCCUGUUAAUCCCAUACCAUCCCUGUGCCACCGCAAUGUCACCCCU
Messenger RNA from Homarus americanus (American lobster), 1086 nucleotides. Its product is annotated as proline-rich receptor-like protein kinase PERK2. The transcript is spliced from 2 exons. The record is from RefSeq and is a predicted model, not a curated record. The annotation marks the transcript as partial. Lineage: Eukaryota; Metazoa; Arthropoda; Malacostraca; Decapoda; Nephropidae.